AUUUCUUCUAUUUACUGAAAUCAACCGGCGGCUAGGGUUUCGUUAGUGAGAGAGAGAGAGAGAGGUGAAGAACAAGUUUCUCUGAAAAUGGCGACUCCAGCAGUUGAAUCCGUUCAAUGUUUCGGCCGCAAGAAGACUGCAGUAGCAGUCACUCACUGUAAGCGCGGUCGCGGAUUGAUCAAGAUCAAUGGCUGCCCUAUCGAGCUUAUUGAGCCAGAGAUCCUCCGUUACAAGGCCUACGAGCCCGUGCUCCUUCUCGGCCGUCACCGAUUCGCCGGCGUCGACAUGCGCAUUCGCGUCAAAGGAGGAGGUCACACUUCUCAGAUCUACGCCAUCCGUCAGAGCAUCGCCAAAGCUCUAGUUGCUUUCUACCAGAAGUUCGUCGACGAGCAGGCGAAGAAAGAGAUUAAGGACAUCCUUAUGAGGUACGAUCGUACUCUUCUUGUUGCUGAUCCUAGGCGUUGCGAGCCUAAGAAGUUUGGAGGUCGUGGUGCUCGAUCUAGAUUCCAGAAGUCUUACCGUUAAGAACGCCGACUACGGUAUUCCUAUCUUUUGCAGAAGUAUGUUUCAAUUCGUAAUCGUUUUCGUAGACUUUAUUAUAUACUAGUUGUUGGAUUGAUCAUGGUUUUGGAUCUAUUAAUCUUAUUAUUUUCCGUUGAAUGUGAACUGUUUCAGUUUGGUUGAAUACAUUUGGUUUGAUUUUCAUU
Molecule: messenger RNA, 707 nt
Organism: Impatiens glandulifera
Lineage: Eukaryota; Viridiplantae; Streptophyta; Magnoliopsida; Ericales; Balsaminaceae
Product: 40S ribosomal protein S16-like
Exons: 1
Coding region: 88-525 (145 amino acids)
Biological process (GO): translation; maturation of SSU-rRNA from tricistronic rRNA transcript (SSU-rRNA, 5.8S rRNA, LSU-rRNA)
Cellular component (GO): cytosolic small ribosomal subunit; ribosome
Molecular function (GO): RNA binding; structural constituent of ribosome
Source: RefSeq, a predicted model, not a curated record